AUAGUCACUCUAAAUUCAACCAAUUUCAACCAACUUCAAAAGACAGCGUGACAACGACAAGGCACAAGGGAAGCGCAAUAUUUUUCAAUAUGGUUAGUAUUGAGGACGUUACAAAGGCUGCCAAUUUUAUGAAAGUUACUCCGGGAAAAAUCGGAUACAAUUCUGAAAAAAUAAUAACCAGGUAUAUACCAAAGUCUAACGAAAGUAUUUCUGGAUAUUGCUCUAUUUUGUUGUCUUUGGCACGAGAAAGUAAAAAUGAAAUUAUUAAAGAUAGUUUCAAAGAUAUUGAAGUCGAAUCGCAAGUAGCACAAUGGAUUGACUAUUCAGUCUUAUUUGUGUUACCGGCAGCUAAGGAUAAACAUAUUGCAAAGAUAGUUUUAGAGGAAUUGAAUAACUACUUAGCCGUGCGUUCAUAUCUGGUAAAUUACACUCUCAGUUUAGCAGAUGUAGUAGUCUAUUAUGCUCUGCAUGAUACACUGGCCACUUUAUCACCGUUGGAUAAGGAAAAUUACCUUAAUAUUUCACGAUGGUUUAAUCACUUACAACAGCAAAACGGAGUACGCCAGCAGGAAAGUUUGAUAAACUUUUCAACCUUACACUUACUAGGAUGGGCAACCGGAACCCACGUUUGAAUAAAUUUUCUCUUCAAAAUUACAUACAAUAGGUAACUAAAGCAAAAAAAAACCAAUAAACUCAGAAUAUAGAACACUGUUAAGCAUACC
Molecule: messenger RNA, 722 nt
Organism: Sabethes cyaneus
Lineage: Eukaryota; Metazoa; Arthropoda; Insecta; Diptera; Culicidae
Gene: AIMP3
Product: eukaryotic translation elongation factor 1 epsilon-1
Exons: 5
Coding region: 90-632 (180 amino acids)
Biological process (GO): positive regulation of DNA damage response, signal transduction by p53 class mediator
Cellular component (GO): cytoplasm; aminoacyl-tRNA synthetase multienzyme complex; nucleus
Source: RefSeq, a predicted model, not a curated record